CUGCCGUGCACACUCCGCACAGAUUCAUCAUCCACCACCUCGAUUAGAUACGUCCUGCAAGCCAACAAGCAACAUUUUUGCAAGGCCUAUAUAUGACUAUCGCUUGAUCGGUGCCCGCAACACUCCAGCAGUUCAGUUUUCAUCGUCAAUCAGUUGAAAAGAGGCAGAAAAAACGAAGAACAGUUCAGCAGCAUCGAUCCGGUCGGCCGUGGACAUGUCUCCGGCCAGCUCGUUCGCGUCGCUCUGCCGGCGCAGGCUGAUCCACUGCACCACCCGCCUCGGCUGCGACAACCAGCCAGCCACGGCGGCGCAUUUUCUGGCGCUGGAUCGGCGGAGAUCGUUUUCGUCCUCUGGCCUGCGUCGUGGCAUCGGAGGAACCAGGAGCAGCGGCGGCGGCGCAGGUGGCACAGGACGACCUGCUGCAGGUUUCUCCACCUGGGCAAGACUGGCAAUUGGCUCCACUGUUGCUAUCGCGGCGCCGUUCCUGCACUCCAAACCGGCGUCGAUUCUGCGGAUCGGAAAUGAGGUGGAGAUGGUGAAGGACGCCGCCGAGACCGCGGCGGAGGUCGUGGAGGAGGUGGCCACGGCGGCCGAGAGGGUGUCGUCCGAGGUGGCCGGGCAUCUGCCGGAGGACGGCCGGCUGAGACGCGCCGCCGUGGCAGUCGAGCACGCCUCCAAGGAGGUCGCGGAGGAGGCUCAUCUUGCACGAGACAUCAUCCACAAGGUCGAUGAAAUUGAGGAGGACGUCAAGGCAAUUAUCGAACCGAUUAUGGAUCAUGGGAAGCACGAGAGGAAGCAUUUAGAAAAGUAGAUUUUUUUUCUUUGUAGCCUAGAUUCAUCCAGGCCGAUCCCGCUGUCUCAUGGGACCGCGGAGACAAUAGAGAAGCAUUCUAUAAAGCUGCAUUAUUCAUGUCGAAUUCAUUUUUCCAAUAUUAAAAACCAAAAUAAGUAUAUGGGCAUUGAAAAAUCAUGGGUAUCCAUGUCGUUGCUUGCUUGUACGGAGAUCUUAUCUUACGAGUCGUGAAAUGUAUUUUUUGUGCUCGAAGUAUGCCCGAACUCUGGAGGCCAUCGUUUGCGGUGUCAUUGUAAU
Molecule: messenger RNA, 1090 nt
Organism: Triticum aestivum (bread wheat)
Lineage: Eukaryota; Viridiplantae; Streptophyta; Magnoliopsida; Poales; Poaceae
Exons: 4
Coding region: 215-811 (198 amino acids)
Source: RefSeq, a predicted model, not a curated record